This is a messenger RNA of Lachancea dasiensis, 444 nucleotides long. Lineage: Eukaryota; Fungi; Ascomycota; Saccharomycetes; Saccharomycetales; Saccharomycetaceae. The record is from the annotation of a GenBank genome assembly.
AUGAAUGCACAACAGCAAUUUGACAGGUUGAAAAAAAUUCAAACCUCACCACAUUCGGAUCACGAACAUUCACUUGCGCUCUCAAGCUUGGCCCUGAACUACCAAAUUGUCUCAUGGGCCCUUCAGUCACUGGCGCCUGUAACAGCCGAUAAGUAUGCCUUUCAAAGCUACGCUGAAGUUUUCAAUAUAUCAAGGAUAGUAGAGCUAAUCAAGCAAAAAAGUGAAAAUUCACAAUACAAGUUCCCUGAAACCAAAGUUUAUAUAAUUGCAAUUAGAUCUGCCCUGCUCAAAGAAGUUCAGGACAGUUGUGAAAAACUUGAGUUUCUUACUGGAAUCGAUAAGAUGUCGCAUAUGGAAGCCAACUCUUCAGGAGGACUAAUAAUUAUUGGUUUGGUGUUCCUGACGAAGUCUAUGGCCAAAAUUUGGCCACAUGUUGGUGGAUAG